AUGCUGGAAGCAGAAUUUAAGGCAUUCAAGUCAGGGAACACAAAAGGUGGGAGUGGCCCAAGCUAUGGAGAACGAAGGAAAGAGAGUCACCAACAAGAGAUCUCACGUGCUACUCAGCUGGGCAAAGAGAUGUCAAAGCUAAGAGGUAAUUUGGUGGAUCCUUCUUCUGGACAUCGGCCACCACAAGAAAAAGCCGGAAAAGGAAAGAAAGGUACGUCUCGUUCUGUUCCGAAACGAUCCAAUCAACCAGGUCCUGCUCGGCAGUUGCGCGCCAAUGCUUCGCAAACGGACACCGGCCAAUCACAGCCACAUACGUUUCUGUCACAUCCCUAUACCAAUCACUCGCAACAGUGCGCAAAUCCACUGCAGCGUUACCCCAACCAAUCGCAACAACACGCCAGUUCGUCGCAACAGUGCGCCCAUCCGUCGCAACAGUAUGCUAAUCUAUCGCAACAGUAUGAUAAUGCAGCUUCACAGUAUGCUAACCCACCGCAGCAGUACGGAAAUCCACCGCAACAGUACUCCAACCAACCGCAACAGUACGGCAACCCACCCCACUAG
Molecule: messenger RNA, 561 nt
Organism: Pocillopora verrucosa
Lineage: Eukaryota; Metazoa; Cnidaria; Anthozoa; Scleractinia; Pocilloporidae
Source: RefSeq, a predicted model, not a curated record